Molecule: messenger RNA, 346 nt
Organism: Schistosoma mattheei
Lineage: Eukaryota; Metazoa; Platyhelminthes; Trematoda; Strigeidida; Schistosomatidae
Source: the annotation of a GenBank genome assembly
AUGUCAUCUGGACCCGUUGUACCAAUGGUAUUCGAAGGGCGUAAGGUUGUUGAGAACGGACGUACAAUGUUAGGUGCUACUAAACCUGAAGCAAGUUGUCCUGGAUCAAUAAGGGGAGACUACUGCCAAGAUGUAGGAAGAAAUGUUGUCCACGGAUCAGACUCAGCUGAAAGUGCUAACAGGGAAAUCAACUUAUGGUUUACUCCACAAGAACUAUGUCAAUAUAAACAAGCCGUUGACCCUUGGAUCCAUGAAUAGAUUGCUGUUUGAUCACCAUUUUAUUCCUGUAGACUGAGUGAUUGGCUAUUUCCCAAAUAAAUUGAAGGUUGUAUUGUAUUACUACUAA